AUGUCUUCUGCCGGCCAUGCAUCCUCCAACGCCCUCAUCGAUAAGUUCGAUGGGGACAACUAUUCAACCUGGAGUCGAUAUAUGCGUGGCGUGUUCCUGACAAAGUCAGUGUGGCAUACUGUCAACCGGGAGAGCUCCUCGACGUUCGUGGACCCUCGAGCGCAGGACGACUACGUCAAGACCAACAACAUCGCGUUUGGAAAGAUGUUGCUACACAUGGGCGCAGACUACCACCAUGUGGUCGACAACUGCAAGGAAGCGUGGGUUGCGUGGCAGAGCCUGAAGGUGCUGUACGGUGGAUCCCAGAAAGCGGGAAAGAUCUACCUCAAGCGUCAACUCUUCAGCAUGAAGAUGGAUGAAGGCGCCAUCGUCAUGCAUCACUGCAACGAGGUCCUGAACAUCGCUGCCAAGCUUAGCAGCAUCGGUGCGAAGAUGGACGAUGAGGACGUCGCAAUUUGCCUGCUGCUCAGCCUCCCUAAGAGUUUUGAGAAAACGUUGUUCUUAACUUGGAGAUGA
Molecule: messenger RNA, 516 nt
Organism: Peronospora matthiolae
Lineage: Eukaryota; Oomycota; Peronosporomycetes; Peronosporales; Peronosporaceae
Source: the annotation of a GenBank genome assembly